Molecule: messenger RNA, 2521 nt
Organism: Linum tenue
Lineage: Eukaryota; Viridiplantae; Streptophyta; Magnoliopsida; Malpighiales; Linaceae
Source: the annotation of a GenBank genome assembly
CAGUUGAGAGAGCAGCUACUAAGCUCAGAGGCGGACAACACAACACAGAGAGACGUUAAGCCAUCUCACCCAACCGCAUGUGCUCCCUCUGCCAGUUACUACCACCCGUCCUUUCUUCUUCACUUUCUUCUCCAACUUCAAAAUCAAAUUUCUGUCCCAGCCAUAACUCUGAGAGAGAUAGAGAGAAAGCGACAAAGGGAAUAGAAUUACACCAGACCAUACUGAGAGAAAACCCCAACCGGAGUCUGAAUUCCCCUUUCCGUCACCAAAUUGGGAUAUGAUAUGACCCACCGCACAUCUGCCUUCUCAAAUGCUAGCACCGGCCCAUCAGCAGCAAGCAAUUGAAAGCGAAAACGGAUCCUAGUGGUGGCUGGUGUUGUCCCACUUUGCUGCGCUCGCCAACUGUUUGAAGAAUGGUCGAGCUGAAUCUUUGACGAAUCUGUGCUUUUGGGGUGGUUGCCAAAGAUUGUUGCUUUUUGAAAAUUUCUGAAGGGAUGGCGACUGUGGUGAAGAAGGGCAGCGGGGGAAUUGAGAAGAGGAGGGAUGGGUCUGACUCUGCUGCGGUGAGCAGUAUCAGCUGUGGGGAAUUGAGCUCCAAGGUUGAGGGAAGGCGGAGCAGUGUUGGGCCGUGUGGUUCUCCUUCUUCUCCUUCUAAGCCUCCUUUGGGUUGGCCGAUAAAGAAGGCUGGAGAGAGGAAGAGCUUAUUGUCAUCUGGCGGUGCCAUUGGAGGAGAUGAGGAGAAUGGUAGUUGGUUAGAGGAUUCAAAGUUAAACAAGCUCAACUCCAGGAAUUCUGAUGCGGAUUUGAUGAAGGAGAGGUUUGCAAAAUUGUUGCUUGGAGAAGACAUGUCAGGUUCUGGGAAAGGGGUUUGCACAGCUAUGGCUAUCUCCAAUGCUAUUACCAAUCUCUGUGCUUCUGUGUUUGGGCAACUGUGGAGGCUUGAGCCAAUAGCUCCUGAAAAGAAAUCAUUGUGGCGAAGGGAGAUCGAAGUGCUUCUCUGUGUUGGCGAUCACAUCGUAGAGUUAAUUCCUUCUUGGCAAACUUAUGCUGACGGCAGUAAGCUUGAGGUCAUGACUUGCAGACCCAGAUCAGACCUUUUCAUCAAUCUCCCAGCUCUGCGGAAGCUUGACAAUAUGCUUCUUGUAAGACAGACAUUCCUUGAUGAAGUGCUAGACAGUUUCACAGACACAGAGUUCUGGUACGUGGAUCAAGGGAUUGUAGCGACAGAUGCAGAUGGCUCAGCUUCCUUCAGAAAAACGAUUCAGCGGCAAGAGGACAAGUGGUGGCUACCGGUGCCACGAGUUCCAGCUGGUGGUCUAAGUGACAACUCAAGAAAGCAGCUGAACCACACUCGUGAGUGCACAAAUCAGAUACUCAAAGCUGCACUGGCGAUCAAUGCCACUGCUUUAGUCGAAAUGGAUGUUCCUGACUCGUUCUUGGAGUCCCUUCCCAAGAAUGGGAGAGCUUGUCUUGGAGACUUUGUAUACCGGUACAUCACUUCAGAUCAGUUCUCUACUGACUGCCUGCUCGACAGCCUUGACCUUUCUUCUGAACACGUUGCCUUGGACCUUGCGAACCGGGUUGAAUCCGCAGUUUAUGUAUGGCGACGAAGAGCUCAUCACCCGAAACCUCCCACACUCCAAAACCGGUCCACUACCAGGACAUCGUGGGAAAUGGUGAAGGAUUUGAUGAUUGAUGGCGAUAACAGGAGGGAAUUGCUUGCAGAAAGAGCUGAAAGCCUCUUGCUUUCCUUGAAGCAGCGGUUUCCUAGUCUAACUCAGACUACACUAGACACCAGCAAAAUCCAAUUCAACAAGGAUGUGGGAAAAUCUAUACUUGAGAGCUACUCAAGAGUACUGGAGAGCUUGGCAUUCAACAUCGUUGCCCGCAUCGACGAUUUGCUAUAUGUAGAUGAUCUGACGAAAUGCUCAGAGAACAAACUCUCAUCCGUGGCAACAGUGAGUGUGAUUUCACACAAGAAGAAGCUCUCAAUCCCGUUCUCUCUUGGCACUCCAUACAAAGCAAGUGUCAGCAGCACGCCAAGCUUCUCGCCUGCUGCUUCCCUUGUCAGCCCUGCAAGAGGGGAGAGGACUCCGUUCGUGAACACCACCAAUACCAUCGCCGCCACGACCAAUGUUAAUCGGAAUCUACGCCGUGGCUUUGGAGUGAAGAGGGUGUUGACAAAUUAUCUUGGCGUUGACACGAAAUCGAAAGUCUGCGGCAACACAACUGACGCAUCAUCGUGCGUAGAACGGAGAUCUCACGAGAAGAUCUCCAUGGCACGCCAGAAUGAGAACAAACCACAGCAGAAUGUCGCCAAGUAUAGUGUAUCUUGAGUUCUUUCCAAUAUAUGAUUGGGGUUAGGAUUGUGAUCAUCUUAGGAAAUAUGCUUGAGUUUCGUUGUAUGGGUUUUUAUAUCGACACAAUUACCGUUGUAUGAACGUUCAUUCAUUUGUUUUACGACUACCUUUCUCCUAAUCUCCUUCCUUGUGCAAAACAGAAAAGGCCUGUAACCUUUAAC